CCAGGUCAAAGGUUGGAGUUCAACCCGCCCGCCUUCUGGAGGCAAGAGAAACAAGAUGGCAGAUCAACAAGACAAACGGGACUUGUUUUAGUUAAUCCAACUUUUCCACUUUUGAUUUCUACACAUUCAAAUAUAUACAAUUAGCUAGCCAAAGCAAUCUAGCGCCGACGCCUUUUAUGGGUGAUAUAUCAGCUACUUAAGCGAGAUUUCACAGGUUAGCUGAUUGCCAACUGCCGUUAGACUGCUAGCUAGGCUAAGCUAGGCUAGCUUGUUUCUGUCUGGUCGGAGCGUAGUGAGACCUGCCAUCAUGCAGGACCUGAUAGCCACCGUGGACCACAUCAAGUUUGAUCUAGAGAUAGCUGUGGAGCAGCAGCUGGGGGCUCAGCCUCUCCCCUUCCCCGGGAUGGACAAGUCCGGGGCUGCUGUGUGUGAGUUCUUCAUGAGAGCAGCCUGUCUCAAAGGUGGUAUGUGUCCGUUCCGUCACAUCAGUGGGGAGAAGACGGUGGUGUGUAAACACUGGCUCAGAGGACUCUGUAAGAAGGGAGACCAGUGUGAGUUUCUACAUGAGUACGACAUGACCAAGAUGCCCGAGUGUUACUUCUACUCCAAGUUCGGAGAGUGCAGUAACAAGGAAUGUCCGUUCCUCCACAUCGACCCAGAGUCUAAGAUCAAAGACUGUCCCUGGUAUGACAGAGGCUUCUGCAAACAUGGUCCAGACUGCAGACACCGCCACACCAGAAGAGUAAUCUGUAUGAACUACUUGGUUGGGUUUUGUCCAGAGGGCCGGUCCUGUAAAUUCAUGCAGUGAGUUUAUUCUCUUCUUCAAUCUGUUUAAUAUUCACCUUUU
Salvelinus namaycush (lake trout) is the source of this 847-nucleotide messenger RNA. RefSeq names its product cleavage and polyadenylation specific factor 4 (gene cpsf4). The transcript is spliced from 5 exons. Bases 308 to 808 code for a protein of 166 amino acids. Gene Ontology annotation, molecular function: RNA binding; metal ion binding. The record is from RefSeq and is a predicted model, not a curated record. NCBI's taxonomy places the organism in Eukaryota, Metazoa, Chordata, Actinopteri, Salmoniformes, Salmonidae.